Trichogramma pretiosum is the source of this 2354-nucleotide messenger RNA. RefSeq names its product chitooligosaccharidolytic beta-N-acetylglucosaminidase. The coding region runs from base 269 to 2257 and encodes 662 amino acids. The record is from RefSeq and is a predicted model, not a curated record. Gene Ontology annotation, cellular component: membrane. Lineage: Eukaryota; Metazoa; Arthropoda; Insecta; Hymenoptera; Trichogrammatidae. Gene Ontology annotation, molecular function: beta-N-acetylhexosaminidase activity. Gene Ontology annotation, biological process: carbohydrate metabolic process; glycosaminoglycan metabolic process; ganglioside catabolic process. The transcript is spliced from 5 exons.
GUAAAAACCGAGCGUCCGUCCGUCCGUCCGUCUGUCCGAGCGAGCGCAACUUUUUUUGUUUUCAUUUUUGACUUUUAUACGCGCACCGACUGUCGGAAGGGGGACCAACACGUGCUACUAUCUGCUUGGGCAUUUCUUCGGUGAUCAAAAUUUUCAUCGACUGUAUCUAAAGGUAUUACACACACGUAUCUAGGAUUGGACAAAGAUUUGAGCGACGCUUCCGCCGCCAGCCGCACUCAGAGGCUCUUUUUUUGUAUAAGCUCGCGCGAUGAAGCAUCUACUUGUCCACGUCUGCCUGUUACUGGUGCUCGACUCCGCAUCGUCGGCGCGUCUCAGAUCCAACGGCAACGGCAACCCCUCGAGUCGCAAACCGCCACCGGCGGCCUACCCGAGCUACGAGUGCGUCCAAGGCCUCAGAUGCGAACGAGUGACUCGGCCCCUGCAGAGCAGCUGCUCGCAGCAGCGAUCACUCGCUGAUUCUACCUCGUCCAACAGCCAGCCACAGCAGCAGCAGCAGCACCGCGUCCACGCGAGUCUUCAGGCAUGCCGACUCGUCUGCGGAAAGACGGCCGGUCUCUGGCCCCUGCCCACUGGUCGGCUCGUCCUUGGCAGUAACUACGUUGCCUUUCACCCGCGCAAUCUGCAAUUCAUCGUCGUGAACGACCAAAUGUCCCCCGAAGCCCGUGACUUCGUGUCCGUAGCCGUCGACACGUUCCUCGACAACAUCCGCGCCUACUGCAAAGCCGGUGGGAAGAAUCGCGAGUGUCGCUUUCCCCCGGGACCCGAACGAUCGAUCCGCGUCCACGUCAAGGUCGAGUCGUCGGCCAUGCGGCUCGACUGGCGGACCAACGAGAGCUACGAGCUCGAGAUCGACAACAAGGGCGGCGGCGGCAGCUCCGACGAUCUUGUCUCGGUGCUCGUGACGGCGCAGACCGUCUACGGGGCCAGACACGCGCUGGAGACGCUGUCGCAGUUGGUGGCCGCGAGGCCGGCCACGAAUUGCGAGGACGAUGGCGGCGACGACUCGACGUCGAGCCUUGGUAGCCGCCACCGCGAGCUGGUGAUGCUCGACGAGGCCAACGUCAAGGACAAGCCCGUUUUCGCUCACAGGGGAUUGCUGGUGGACACGGGUCGAAAUUUUCUGCCCCUGGAGAGUCUGCUGAGGACCGUGGACGCCCUGGCGGCCAACAAAAUGAACGUGCUGCACUGGCACGCGACCGACAGUCAGAGCUUCCCGCUGGAGCUCAAGAGCGUGCCCCUCAUGUCUUUAUGGGGAGCCUACGACGCCGACAAGAUCUACAGCCGCCGCGACAUGGAGUCCGUCGUGACGUACGCCCGAUCUCGGGGGGUCCGCGUCAUCCUCGAGAUCGACUCUCCCUCCCACGCUGGGGCCGGCUGGCAGUGGGGCCCCAGUCAGGGCCUCGGCAACUUGGCCGUCUGCGUCGAUCAGCAGCCCUGGCGCGACUACUGCAUACAGCCGCCCUGCGGCCAGCUCAACCCGGUGAAUCCCAAUACCUACUCGGUGCUGCGCAGCAUCUACAGGGAGCUGCUGGGCGUGUUCGGUCGCGGCGGUCUGGCGCAUCUGGGCGGCGACGAGCUGUUCGUCAAGUGCUGGAACUCGACCGCGGAGGUGGUCCAGGGCAUGGCUCGCAUGGGCCUGGGUCGCGAGCCCGCGGACUUUCUCAAGAUCUGGUCGGAGGUGCACAAGCGCCAACUGGAAAUGCUGAACGAGGACACGAAGGAGGACGAGGACGACAGCGUCAUCCUCUGGAGCUCUCAGCUCACCCAGCCCGAGACGAUCGAGCGCUACCUGGACAAGCGGCGAUUCGUCGUACAGACCUGGGUCGAGGCCGGCAAGGAUCUGAACGAGCGGCUGCUCGAGCUCGGCUAUCGGCUCGUGAUCUCGACGAAGGACGCCUGGUACCUCGACCACGGCUUCUGGGGCGUGACCAAGUAUCACUCGUGGCGCGACGCCUAUCGCAAUCGCAUACCGCAGAAACCCGGUGUCCUGGGCGGCGAGGCCUGCAUGUGGGGCGAGUACGUGAACGAGGGCAAUCUGCUGGCGAGGGUCUGGCCGAGGGCCGCAGCCGUGGCGGAGAGGCUGUGGGCCGACCCGGACAAGCUGGGCCCGAGCCAGGCCACCGCCGAGGCCGAGCCGAGGCUGCAGGCGCAGAUCGCCAGGCUCAACAGCCGCGGGGUGCAGUCGGAGUCGCUGGCCCCGGAGUGGUGCAAUCAGCACGAGACGCAGUGCUACUGACGAUCGCGAGAUAGCAGAGAGAGAGAGAAAGACACAUUCCUUUUGUACAUAAUUUUCCUUAGGAUAUAGACGAAGUAGCUCGUAAGUUUAUAUUAUA